CUCACAUUUCCACCAUCAUUUUUAAAAGCAAACGCUGAGAGAGAAACAGAACAGAACAGAACAGAGGAUUAGCAGAGAGGAAGCAGAGCAAUACAAUGGCCUUUUCUACGGCGAUUACACCAUUUUCCACUCUCUACCUCCCUAUCCGACACUCCAAUCUCCACAUUUCGAGGCUUCAAUCAUUGCCAAUCCGCUGCUGCUCUUCUUCUUCUUUGUCAUUCUCCACCAAUGAAUCGUCGUCUUCAAAGUUGUCGACCCAGUUCGAUUUGAAGACGUACUGGACGAACCUGAUUGGGGAAAUCAACGAGAAUCUAGACCAGGCUAUCCCGGUUAAGUACCCGGACCAGAUCUACGAGGCUAUGCGAUACUCCGUACUUGCCAAGGGCGCCAAGCGGGCCCCACCCGUCAUGUGCAUCACCGCCUGCGAGCUCUUCGGAGGUGACCGUCUCGCCGCCUUCCCUACCGCCUGCGCCCUCGAAAUGGUUCAUGCAGCUUCAUUGAUUCACGACGACCUUCCUUGCAUGGACAAUGAUCCAUUUCGCCGAGGUCAGCCAUCAAACCACACUAAUUAUGGUGUGGACAUGGCAAUCUUGGCUGGUGAUGCUCUCUUUCCUCUUGGCUUUCAACACAUUGUCUCCCACACACCUUCAGACCUCGUUCCAGAGCAACGUCUUCUCCGUGUCAUCGCCGAGAUUGCACGUGCAGUGGGCUCAACAGGCAUGGCUGCUGGCCAGUUCCUUGAACUUGAAGGUGGACCAAAUUCUGUGGAGUUUGUUCAAGAGAAGAAGUUCGGUGAAAUGGGCGAGUGCUCUGCAGUAUGCGGAGGAUUGUUAGCUGGUGCUGACGAUGACGAGUUACAGAGAUUGAGGAGGUAUGGGAGGGCUGUUGGGGUCUUGUAUCAAGUGAUCAAUGACGUGCUGGAGGAGAAAACAAUGAAAAGCAAAGAAAUUGAAGACAAUAAAAAGAAGGGAAAGAGUUAUGUAGGGAUAUAUGGGAUUGAAAAGGCUAUGAAGGUGGCAGAGGAACUAAGGGCCCAAGCUAGAAAAGAACUUGAUGGGUUCCAAAAGUAUGGUGAGAAGGUAGCGCCGCUGUAUAGCUUUGUAGAUUAUGCCGCAGAUAGAGGUUUUCGGGUUGGUGAUUUAAAUUGAUUGUGUUUCUGUGCUUUGGUUGCGGUCAAGAGGUUCUUAACAUUUCCAUAGAGCAUAGUACUUGAAUGGAUUGAUUAGAAAAUGAUGGCUUAGGAUGAUCGCAGAGAAAUUGAUAGGUUUCUCGUGCAAAUUAUGGUUUUACGGAGCAAAAAAAAGUACGAUGGAGCAAUUGUAAGCAAAUAUAAAUGAGAUUUGGAUCAUGAAAACAAGCAAUACAACAUGCUUUUCAGUAA
Molecule: messenger RNA, 1381 nt
Organism: Tripterygium wilfordii
Lineage: Eukaryota; Viridiplantae; Streptophyta; Magnoliopsida; Celastrales; Celastraceae
Product: heterodimeric geranylgeranyl pyrophosphate synthase small subunit, chloroplastic
Exons: 2
Coding region: 96-1148 (350 amino acids)
Biological process (GO): isoprenoid biosynthetic process
Molecular function (GO): prenyltransferase activity
Source: RefSeq, a predicted model, not a curated record